AUGAAAAGUAAGAUAUCUGAAAUCUCAGCCGAGUACGAUAUUGAACCCAGAGCAUAUGACCAUCCGAAAUUUAUGUCUUAUUCUACUAUGAGAGGAAAGCAAGGCAUCCUUAAUUUCGAUGUUGUAAACAUAAAAGAGGAACACCUUCAUAAUCCUCUUGAUACCCUUCUUCCUGCUUAUAUAUCUCCUCCAAUCAUCAUGGAGCAUGAUUUUCAGAAACAAGAAGAUCCUCAGAGUCCAAAUGAUAAAAAGAGUUCUUCUCUAUCCCAAGAAGAAAAUAUUUCAGAAUGGAGUUUUGAUUUCAAAGAUAUGGAACUUCCAAGCUUCGACUUUGAACCUAAACUUUCUUCUAUGUCUCAAGAAAAUCCUUGGGGAGAAUCGACUGACAAUUCAACAUUAAGACGCAAAAUUGAGGCCCACCCUUGGCAAACCGGAGAUUCCAAAGCUAAGAGAUGGGGCAAAAGAGAGGAUAUUGCUUUAUUUAAAGCUUUCAGACAAUGCGAAGAGCAAGGACUAAUUACUCUGUCUUCGAUUUCUCAACUUAGAACAAAUGAUCAAAUUAGUUCUCAUGAAUGUAUCAAAAUUAUCAAAAAUAGACUGGGAUGUAGACAAAGUGCUCGCUUCUUAACCAACAGACUUUGCCUAAAAUUGACUAAUAAAUUUUCUGUCAGAGAGACCAAGUUGUUGAAGAGGCUUCUCAAGACCUACCAAUACAAUAAUUUGAAUUAUUCUGAAAUUCUUGACUAUUUCUCAGGAAAGACUCUUGAAGGAUUGAAGAAAUACUGAGAAAAAUUGUGCGACAGAAAGAUGGCUAAGCAGUUGACCCAAAUCAACAAAUCUGACUAAGAUAUCUAAUCAUUAACAUUUACCUCCUAUCAAUU
Messenger RNA from Moneuplotes crassus, 881 nucleotides. NCBI's taxonomy places the organism in Eukaryota, Ciliophora, Spirotrichea, Euplotida, Euplotidae. The record is from the annotation of a GenBank genome assembly.